This is a messenger RNA of Paracoccidioides brasiliensis Pb18, 738 nucleotides long. RefSeq lists its product as uncharacterized. The transcript has a single exon. Gene Ontology annotation, cellular component: extracellular region. The coding region runs from base 1 to 738 and encodes 245 amino acids. Gene Ontology annotation, molecular function: IgE binding. The record is from RefSeq and is a predicted model, not a curated record.
AUGCAACUCAAAAUCACCCUGGCGCUCUUGGGCGCCAUGUGCUCUUUUGGCAUGGCCUACCCCCCGCAACAACGGCCCUAUCAUCCUACAUCCAUGGGCCAACCCUCCCCAGCAUCUGGCAGCUACACCAACACUGGCUUCGGCGCCCGCACCAGCAGCCACGGCAGCGGGUACACUUACGUAGGCAACGUUGGUAACCCCUGGGGCAGCAACAUCAUCGAAAUUUCGGAAGCAGACGUAUCCAAGUACAAAUACGUCGCCGAAUUCUCAGGACAAAACACCGAAACGUGGCUCGUAGUCAUCUGGAACAAAAUCGGCCCUACAGGCAAACUGGAUGGGCACUUUGGCAACUCGGCCCUCUCCUUCUCCCUCGCUCCAGGGGAACACAAAUUUGUGGCCUUUGACGAGAACACACAGGGGGGUUUCAGCGCGGCUCCUGGCAACGCACUUCCCAGGGGAAAGUAUGGGUCGUAUUCGUCCACAUGGGGUGAAUUCGAUUUUGGCAGCGAGGUCAAUUAUGGCUGGUCUGGCUUUGACGUCUCUGCGAUCCAGGCACAGCUGGCUGGUCAACAGGUGCAAGGGAUGAAAAUCUGUGGUAAUGGCCAAUGCUCGUCAAUCAGCCCUGGCGGAGGUGUGAACAAUGCCUAUACAGCCAAGGACGCCGCAAAGGGCGGUAUUGGUGGUAAUUUGCCUCCUGGUCCUGUUAAGCUGGAGGUUAUCAUUGAUUUUGAACGAUAA